AUCUACGUAUAGUAUGCUAUUUUACUUACGUAACAUUGUUAUAUUUCGUUUUGAAUGUUUUUAUAUCCUAUAUUUUUAAAUUUAAUUAUAAGCUGUUUAUUUGGAAUAAUUCCAUUGAUAAUAAUUUCCUUUUUGUAUAUUAUGUUUUUUUGUUUUAUGUAUAAAAGAGUUAUAUAGCAACAAGUUAUUAUUGGUGUUAUUAUUACUUAACUGUUUCUUAUUGCUGAAAGAGUUAUCUCAGGGUCAUCUCACAAUGAUUCUAAUUGAAGUAGAGCAUUCAGUUGAAUUCUCUUAGUGAAAGAUAUAAAACUUACGAAUCUAUUCUAAAGAAUAUGGACAUGGAUUACUUUGUGGGUGUUGAUGUAGGAACAGGAAGUGCUCGAGCUGCUCUGGUAUCCUCUAAAGGGAAGAUAGUAAAAUUGGCAACAUGCCCACUUGAAAUUUUUCAUCCUGCUCCUAAUUUUUAUGAACAGUCAUCUGAUAAUAUUUGGAGUGCAGUUUGCCAUGUAGUAAAGUCAGUUGUGGCUGAUAUUUCAGCAGAUAAUGUAAAAGGUAUUGGUUUUGAUGCUACAUGUUCAUUGGUUGCAAUUGAUAAAACAGGAUCACCAGUUACAGUUAGUCCAACAGGAGAAGAUAAACAAAAUGUUAUAUUGUGGAUGGAUCAUAGAGCACAAGAAGAAGCUGAUUUUAUAAAUGCCCAAGAUCAUGAUAUGCUUCAGUAUGUAGGUGGAAAAGUAUCAUUAGAAAUGCAAACUCCUAAAAUGUUAUGGCUGAAAAAAAAUCUAUCUUCAUCUUGGAAUCGUGCAGCAUUGCUAUUUGAUCUGCCUGAUUUCUUAACAUGGAAAGCAACAGAUUCUGAAUCAAGAUCUUUAUGUUCUUUAGUGUGUAAGUGGAAUUAUAGUGCUGGUCCUGAUGGUAACAAUAAAUGGAAUGAUGAAUUCUUUGAACAAAUUCAUUUAAAAGAUCUUAAGAAAGAUAACUGGAGAAAAAUAGGUAAUGAUGUGAGGACUCCGGGCGAUCCGGUUAACCAAGGAUUAUCGGCAAAAGCUGCAUCUGAAUUGGGUCUCCUAAAAGGAACAGCUGUGGGGACUUCUCUUAUUGAUGCACAUGCAGGAGGACUUGGUAUGAUAGGCUGUUCUGUACCUGCCAUGUCUUACAACUUACAAAGUAGAUUAGCAUUAAUUUGUGGCACAUCAACUUGCCAUAUGAUAGUUAAUGAGAAGAAACUUUUUGUUAAUGGUGUUUGGGGCCCAUAUUUCAGUGCCAUGGUUCCAGGAUUAUGGUUGAAUGAAGGAGGACAAAGUGUAACUGGAAAAUUACUUGAUCACAUAAUUGAUACUCAUCCUGCGACACCAGGAAUUUUGAAAAGUUUAAGCGGAAAUAAACAUAUACAACAAUAUUUAUCUGAAUUAUUACAAACGAUGUCUGAUCAAAAAGGCUUAAAAAAUGUUUCAUAUUUAACGAAAGAUAUUCAUGUAUGGCCUGAUUUUCACGGUAAUCGAUCACCUUUGGCUGAUCCAACACUUAGGGGAAUGAUAUCAGGACUCUCUUUAUCAGUUGAUCAAGAAAACUUGGCACUAUUGUAUUUGGCAACAGUACAAGCUUUAACGUAUGGUACAAAACAUAUUUUGGAAACAUUAGAAGCUGCUGGUCAUAAAAUAGAUACUUUAUUAGUUUGCGGAGGUCUAAGUCAAAAUCCAUUAUUUAUACAAAUACAAGCAGAUGUAUUAGAUUUGCCUGUAUUAUGUCCUAUUGAAAAAGAAUCGGUACUAAUAGGAGCAGCAAUUCUUGGGUCUUAUGCAGCUAAAAAAUUUAAUACAAUGUAUGAUGCUAUUAAAGCAAUGGGAGGAUCUGCAACUAUGGUUAAACCUACAAGCAAAUGCUAUAAGUAUCAUCUUCAAAAAUAUCGAGUUUUUCGAAAGAUGGUGCAAGAUCAAAAUGAUUAUAGAGAAAUUAUGAGUGAAGAAUUUUUAUAAUUACUAUCAUAGAUGGUGCAUUUGUACUUAUUAACACUAUGGUGAAUAAAAUGAGGAAUUAUACAUAAAAAAAAUCUCUUAUAGAAUCUCAUAAUUAGCAAAUAAUAUAAAAAAAUAUGAUAUUUCUUAUACAACUUUUUUAAUUAAUAUUUUAUAUAUAUUAUUAUGUUGAAAUAUAUUUUUGUUAUCUAUUUUAUUUUUUAUCUUUAUUUGUUGUAAAUAAAGAUAUAUAUGGAAACA
Apis florea (little honeybee) is the source of this 2216-nucleotide messenger RNA. RefSeq names its product FGGY carbohydrate kinase domain-containing protein. Gene Ontology annotation, molecular function: D-ribulokinase activity. Gene Ontology annotation, biological process: carbohydrate phosphorylation; pentose metabolic process. NCBI's taxonomy places the organism in Eukaryota, Metazoa, Arthropoda, Insecta, Hymenoptera, Apidae. The record is from RefSeq and is a predicted model, not a curated record. Gene Ontology annotation, cellular component: cytoplasm.